CUCAUGGUUUGAAGACACACGCAACUCAGUUCUCACACAUGGAAUCGUUGAUCGUCUUGUGAAGCCCAGCGCGCGUGUGUGUGUGUGUGGAACCGGCGGCUGCUUUGCACGCAAACCAAAACACUUCUUCACAUUCGGUCUGUCCAUCGCUUACGGGCUUGUGCGUUUGUUUAUCUUGUGCUCAAUAUUUUUUCCCCCCCAAAUAAUUAAUUUUCCUCCGACUAUUUUUCGCAUGUGAGAUUGUUAUUUUCGCCCCGUUCGGAGACAAGGAGGACUAUCCAAGGCUUUCAUUGAAAUCUCCACAUUUUAAGAAGCAACAAUGGAGAAAAUGUCAAGACAUCUCCCCGUGAGUUUUUUACCUUCAGCGACACACGGCGUCCUCAAAUCCCUGUUGGAAAACCCGAUGAAGCUGCCUCUCCACCAUGAAGUGUACAGCAAGGAGCAGGAGAAGGAGAAGAGCCUGGAAGAGGAGAGGAACGCGCCCCAGUCGGCGUUCCUGGGGCCCACCCUCUGGGACAAGACCCUCCCGUACGACGGCAACAACUUCCAGCUGGAGUACAUGGACCUGGAGGAGUUCCUGUCGGAGAACGGCAUCUCCUCCAGUCCCGCCCAGAACCCCCUCCGCCACCCCCACCACCAGCACCAGCUCCACCCCCACCCCCACCUCCACGACCAGCACCCGCCACAGGCCCCGCCCCCCCCGCCCCAUCGCCAGCCGGCCGUCCAGAUGACCCCCGCCACCCCGGUCACGCCGUCGCCCUCGGUGAUGGACCUCAGCACCCACGCGGCUGUCACCGCCCCGCAUCAAUCCGCCAUGGUGUCGCCCACCUGCAUGCACAGCAGUCCCGUCAGAGCAGGCCUCCCCAACUCCAGAAACACACCGAGCCCCAUCGACCCGGACUCCAUCCAGGUGCCGGUGGGCUACGAGCCCGACCCGGCCGACCUGGUGCUGUCCAGCGUCCCGGGACAGGAGAUGUUCGACCCCCGCAAGCGCAAGUUCUCCUCUGAGGAGCUGAAGCCCCAGCCCAUGAUCAAGAAGGCCCGCAAGAUCUUCAUCCCCGAGGACUGCAAGGACGACAAGUACUGGGCCCGGCGCCGGAAGAACAACGUGGCGGCCAAGCGGUCCCGGGACGCGCGGCGGGUGAAGGAGAACCAGAUCGCCAUCCGGGCGGGCUUCCUGGAGAAGGAGAACAACGCCCUCCGGCAGGAGGUGGUGGAGCUGAGGAAGGAGCUCGGCCGCACCAAGAACGUCCUCACCAAGUACGAGGCGCGGCACGGGGCCCUGUGAGGCCGGGCAGGGGCUGAGACCACACACACACACACACAGGCAUAUACACACACACACACACACACACACACACACACGUGUACGCAGACACACACAUACAAGCAGACACACACACUCACACACACGCAGACGCACACAAACAUAUAAGCAAACACACACACACACACACACACUGCUGUACACACAUACACGCACACACAAGAACCCCAAACAUGCACUCAGAUACAGACAUCCCCCCCCCCCCCCC
This is a messenger RNA of Gadus chalcogrammus (walleye pollock), 1535 nucleotides long. Its product is annotated as hepatic leukemia factor-like. Gene Ontology annotation, biological process: regulation of transcription by RNA polymerase II. The coding region runs from base 320 to 1288 and encodes 322 amino acids. Gene Ontology annotation, cellular component: nucleus. The transcript is spliced from 4 exons. The record is from RefSeq and is a predicted model, not a curated record. Gene Ontology annotation, molecular function: DNA-binding transcription factor activity, RNA polymerase II-specific; RNA polymerase II cis-regulatory region sequence-specific DNA binding. Lineage: Eukaryota; Metazoa; Chordata; Actinopteri; Gadiformes; Gadidae.